Molecule: messenger RNA, 11729 nt
Organism: Oryzias melastigma (Indian medaka)
Lineage: Eukaryota; Metazoa; Chordata; Actinopteri; Beloniformes; Adrianichthyidae
Gene: kmt2bb
Product: lysine (K)-specific methyltransferase 2Bb
Exons: 36
Coding region: 34-11463 (3809 amino acids)
Biological process (GO): positive regulation of DNA-templated transcription
Cellular component (GO): histone methyltransferase complex; nucleus
Molecular function (GO): DNA binding; zinc ion binding; histone H3K4 methyltransferase activity
Source: RefSeq, a predicted model, not a curated record
GUGUAUGUGUACGUAUGUGUUGUUGUUGAAGCAAUGAUGGCGGCAGCGGGAUGCGGAUCAGCAACCGCGGCUGCCGUAGGAGGCCAAGGUGGAACUGCUACGGCCAGAGGUCGUUUCCCUGGUCGGCCAUGGUCUUCGCGUAGUCGUUUGCGUUCCGAGAAGCGAUGGCAACUCGGAAGAUCAGGCUUUGAAGCUGACGAUGUGACUAACGGAGGGCCAAGGCCCGCAAACCUGGUUCUGUCGUUAAACGAAGACCAGUCUCACUUGCGCUUACUGGGAAUAGAGGCAAGUCACAAGAUCCUUGGCCAGGCUGGAUACAGCUCUAGUGAGAGUGAAGAGGUGAGGUCCCAAACCGACCCAGGAGGGGAUGACUUUAAAGGAUUUGAAGCUGAGAGGAAAAGCUCCAAAAAAACUGUAAUAGCUCAACAGAAUUCUUCCAAAGGGGUUGGUGUCAACACGAAAUCCAAGCGACCAAGUGAAAAGACGCCAGCAGCAGCAGCGGCAACCAUUCCCCCUGACCUCAUAAAAGAAGAAAACACUUUGGAGGAAAUAGAUGGCACACCUCUCGAUGUGACACCAGCAAAGAAUUUGAAGACGGGUUUGAAAGGAAAAAGCGGUCCAGGUCGCCAGUCCACUAAAAACAAAUCUUCAGCAGCACCAAGGAUAACCAUAAAGUUAGUGGCCAAAAAGCAAAUCAGAGCCAUAAAGGAGCCUCGGAAAAAAUCUGUGAAGAAGUUGAAGAUCAAGGAUAUUCAGGAUGAGCCUAAUGCCCAGAACUCUCAGGGUGAGCAGAUUUUAAACGAUCAUGUUAAGUUAAAAACUGAACCACUGGAGGAUAAGUGCAGCCCCCUGGAGAAAAGAGCUGGGAAUGGACCUCCAAGGAGGCGAGGGAGAUCUGCCGUAAAGACGGCUGAACCUGAAGGCCAGACUACUGCCAAAGUCGGGGUUGAUGACCAAAAAUCAAAAUCAAAUGAUAAAGAACUGUCUGACACUGUAAAGGAUAAUGGGUCUGCUGAGCCGAAACCCAAGGCGUCAAAGAAGAAAAAGAAACCAUCUGCUGGUAAACUCGUCACACGAAGGAGUAAUAGAGUUGCUAACCCAGUCUCUAAAAACGUCCCGGAUAGUCUGGAGAAGCACGAAGCUCAGGAGAAAAGCGAUCAAGCUGAGCCCAAGGUGGAAGUUUCACAAACGGUGGAGACUAAACCAUCAAAAAAAAGGGGAGGAGGAGGACAGGAGCGGAAGGAAGGUCGGAGGCAAAGCAGAAGGCUAAAUAAGGAUAUUCCAGUGCCAGAAAGCCAAGGCUCAUCGUCGGCGGAGACAAAUAGUUUAGCUGUCCAGCCCGGUGAGGGUUCGCCUUUUAAAAAUGAGAAGCUAAGGGUUCCAAGCUUAAAGCUGAUAAAGAUCAAAAACCCUAAAUAUGGCCUACAGGCCAGUGGGAAGGCUUCAUCACGGAAGAAAAAGCGGAGAAAAUACAUCUGGACGUUAGCUUUAGUGAAGGUCGGAGGUCAGACACUGGGUGAUGAAAAUGUUGUCAAAACACAGCCAGAGACUCUAGACGAGGCGGAUCCGUUUGUUCCUUGCGAUACCAGCAUCCAGGAAAGCGUUAAGGAUCCGGAUGAGAAAUCCAAACUGGAAAAGGGAACCCCACAGGAGAGCAGCAACACUGAUGCAAGUGAUGUUAUCCUGAAAAAGCCUUCAGAAAAGUCCAGUUUACAAGCGGAAGUUCAUGUGGAUCCCUCACCAGAAACACCCUCCCACGAACCCCCUAAAGCUGACUGCGAGAAAGUGCCGCCCCUGCAGAUUAAAAAGGUCUCAUCUCCUGGCAAAAACAAGAGCUCCAAACCAUCCUUUUUGAUCCAGCAGGUUAGCCCCGUGCCUGACAAGAAAGAGGAGAUUCUGCAAGAUCCGGGUGAAGUUAGGGAGGAUAAGAAACCCUGUCCGGAUGUUGAAGGUACGCCUGCUAGGAGGCUAAGAAGAAGAACAUCCAGCCUUGAUUCACCACAGAGUAAGACUGUCCCUAAGAAGCAAGUCGGCGCUCAGAAAAGGAGGCUUAGAGCGAGACCUCAAGGUGAAGAUGUCCCCCAGGUGCAGGCGGAAGUUUCCUCUCAGGUUUCCACUGAAGAUCUCAUCCCACAAGUUCUUCCUGAAGACCCAAGUCCUAUUUUGGCUGAGGAUGCUCCGCAGGUUUCCAGUGUCAACUCCUCCGAAGACCAUGACAAGGAUACCUCAAAAGUUGCUGACCUCCCCUCCCAGUUGCCAGGUGAAGUUUCCCCUCAGAAGGUGGAGAAUGAGGCGGAGCUUCAGAGUAAAGAGGCCAAACCGUUGCCUGUGCCUUCCAAACCUAGGAGAUGUAGGAAUAAUAAAGUUGGGAAAAAGAAGUGUCUCCUGAAGAAAACUGCAGCCGUUUCCCCCGAUACCACAGUCAGCGCCGCCGUCGGCACGGUGGAUUCCACGAAUGUAGAGCCAGUUUUGAAGGAAGAUGCUCCACCUGUUAUCGAAGAACCACUUCAGCCAGAACCAAAAGAGUGCCUCCAGCCAGAGGCCCAGCCGGUCGCCGUGCCGGUGGAGGAGGAGCUGCAGAUACAGCUGCCGGUGAAAGAGGAGCCCGAGCUGCCGUUGAUCGAUAGCCAAAGGUCCGUGGUGCCAGAAAGUGAAGCGAUUGUUCCAGCACCAUCAAAGAAGAGUCACAAAAAGGUAAAAAAGCGGCGCAUCAACAGAAUGGGACCGCCGCAGAAACACAGACUCAGAGGGAAGGAUGGAAAGUUUGCUCCUUUAAAGUCCUGCAAAAAUCUGAGCAGCUGCGACGUCCAGGUAGACGGGGAGAUUUCCACCUCGCUUACAGCUAUAGCUCCUCCCCCAACCGCCAGGCUCGUGGGAGUGCAUAAGAAGUACAAAAAGAGGCGGGCAGGCCUCAAAUAUGGUGAAGGCAAAACCCAGCCGCAGCAAACUAAAAUCAUCUCCACGCUUCUGGAAAUGGGGCUCGACAAAGCCGGUCUGAAGCAGGAGGAAGCUGACACCCCAGUGGACGGAAGGCAAGCCGAUGCUGCUGCCGCCCAGCCAGGUAAAUCCAAGUUCGUCAAGAACAUCAAGCACUUCAUCAUGCCGGUCGUGAGUGCCCGAUCCUCCCGUGUCAUUAAGACCCCACAGAGGUUUAUGGAUGAUGCUGGGAUGUCCGUUUUGCCACGGAGAAACUCCCCGAAGAAAGGCUCCCAGUUUACCUUGCAGACGCGUCCGGGGAAGAAGAGAGAGGAUGACCUGGAGAGAGCGAUAUCCCCCAUCCUUCCAAUCGAUGAGGAGGACAUAUUGAGUGAAGCUCAGCUGGACGUUGAUCUGCUCACCGCUCAGGACUUUGAAGACAGCCUGGACAUUGCCGAUACUUUGUUUUCUGAAAGACAGUGUGGCCCAAUAGAACCCAGGAGUCCCUUCCUGAAGAACUCCAGCUUCAAGUGGCACAUGCCUGAGGAGACGGAGGAGGAAUGGAAUACGUUAAAUAAAACGCCAGAGAGAAAAUGUGAGGACCUCUUACUGUCACCUCCGGUUAACAAGUCCUUGGAGCUAUCGCCCGGCUUCCUGGGAGAUUUGAAAAAGAAGAGUUAUCCCAAGUUUAACAAGCAGGCGGCUCACCUGAAGAUUUAUCAGAGGCUGAAGAAGCCCCACAUGGGACUUCCUAAAAGCAGAGGCACAGCAGAACCAGACGGUUUGAGCAAACCACCGUCAAUAGAUUUAGCAGAAGGACUGGACGACGAGGCCAUGAGCAUCAGUUUAAGGCAGCGAGAUACCAUCACCGAGACGGAGAAGUCCAAGCUGAAGAUUGAGGAUCUCAACACUCCAGGGGUUAUUAGGAAGGUUUGUGUUCGGGCUACCAACUCCACAUCGCUGGUGUUACACCACAGCGAAGAGGACGAAGUAGAAGGGAAAGACGCCCCCAAGAUUCCCUCUGGAGAGCUGCGGUCGAGGCCAAACUCGGGCGCGCCUGCUUCCAUGGAGAAGGGAGCCUCCCAGCGCGCACGCCUCACCGGAGCAAAUAAAAGAAUGUUCAAUCUCCUCAGGAAAGCCAAGGUUCAGCUCUUUAAAAUUGACCAGCAGAAGCAGCUGAAAUCUUCAGGGCUAUUGUCCACCACAACCGGAGCCAGAUCCCAAGAUUUAGCAUCCAAGAGACAGAGAAGGAAGCCGAGGAUGCAGCCUCUUCCGACUGUUCCAGUCAAGACUGAGCCUAUUCAAGCACAACCUCAGCUCAUCUCCCCACUGUGCCAGGAGUUCAGAAGAGCAGGAGGUCCACGGAUCAAGCACGUGUGUCGAGCUGCCUCUGUGGUGCUCGGGCAGCCCCGAGCGCUCGUACCGGAUGACAUCCCCAGACUAAGCGCCUUACCACUGCACGAGAGAUCUGGUAUCUCUCCAUCACCCAUCGCUAAAGAUAUUGGAUCUCCAUCAGAGUCAGACAACCCCGAACUGUCUGAUCAAAAAGUAACCAAGUCCAAAAAGCCGACGAAUUUUGGAAAAAGGAAAGGGCUGGGGCCGUUCGGGUACCGCUCCCGGAGGUGUGGGGUGUGCAAAGGCUGCAACCACGAGGAGGACUGCGGCAAAUGCAUCAACUGUCUCGACAAGCCCAAGUUCGGAGGUCCUAAUACGAAACGGCAGUGUUGUGUCUAUAAGAGAUGUGAUCAAAUCGAAGAAAGAAAGGCACGCAGGCUGAGUGGAAGAGCGGCACCAAAAGGUUCCUCUAAGCGCCGCCGCCGAUCGUUCAGCGGGGGUCAUUCCAGUAAUGAAGAGGGCAACGACUGCGCUGUAGAUUCUCCAUCGGGUGACGGCCAGAGUCCGUCGGUGAGGAAGCAGCCGAAGCGCGUCGUGAAACCCCGGGUCUACUUUGAUCUGGUGGAUUAUGACUCCGAUCUGGACGAGAAGGCCUUCUCCAGCUCUGCCUCACCAGCAAGGAAAAGAGGUUCUGGAUCUCGCUUCAGUCAAGAUUUCGUUUCUCUUGAUGGGUUCUUGGAAGACACCUCCGAAGAUGAAUCCAGACAUCGAAAACCCAGUUCCCAUCGUGUGCCACAGGGUCGCCGGAAAGCUGAGAAGGGUCUUCCAACUCCGGCUGUGUUGGAACAGACUCCUCCCAGUGUCCUCGCAGCUCUGGCCCACGGAUUCGAACAACGACAGGUCGAGUCUUCUAAACCUUCUCAUAAAAUCCGGGUGGACUUCAAGGAGGACUGUACUUCAGAGAACGUCUGGAAUAUGGGUGGUUUAAGCAUCCUUAGUUCUGCUCCUGUCAUGCCACCUUACGUUUGCUUCCUGUGUGCCAGUAAGGGCCAACACGAGAUGCUGCACUGCCAAGUGUGCUGUGAACCCUUCCACCGGUUUUGCCUUGAACCAGCAGAGCGCCCCUCUGAGGAGAACAAAGAGAACUGGUGCUGCAGACGCUGCAAGUUCUGCCACGUGUGCGGCAAGAAGAACCAGCUCACUAAGCCUUUAUUGGAGUGUGAGCGGUGCCAGAACUGUUAUCACGCUUCCUGUUUGGGACCCAACUAUCCAAAACUAAACAAGAAAAGGAAAGCCUGGGUUUGUAUGAGAUGUAUCAGGUGCAAAAGCUGCGGUGUGACACCAGGCAAGAGUUGGGACAUCGACUGGAACCACGACAAAGGCCUUUGUCCAGACUGUUCAAAACUUUACGAGCAGGGGAACUACUGUCCAAUCUGCUUCAAGUGUUACGAAGACAACGACUACGACAGUCAGAUGAUGCAGUGCGGCACAUGUAAUCACUGGGUACACGCCAAGUGUGAAGAUCUAACAGAUGAGCUGUAUGAAAUCCUGUCCAGUUUACCUGAAAGCGUGGUGUACUCGUGCCGGCCGUGCAGCGUCACCCAGCCCAGUGCCUGGAGGGAGCUUCUUUACAUUGAACUCAGGGCAGGAGUGGAGAAAGUGCUGGCAUGCUUACUCUCCUCCACGCUCACACAACACCUUGUCACAUGCUCACAGUGUGAAAAGCUGGUUGAUCCUGACAGUGGGAUUGAAGGCAGGCCGGCCUGUGACCUCCGAGCUGUCGGCAAGAAGUUUGAUAAAAGCCUUUAUACGUCACUGAAAAUGUUUCACGAAGACGUGGUCCAGGUGAUCCGGAAAAGGCUUGAACAAGAAGAUGACCUUCCCGAUGAGCGGAGGCCCACUGCCCUGGCACGCUCGUACUACUUAAAGCUCCUUGAAGAGGUUUUUAACUGGUUCAACAGCCAGGACCCAAAGGUGUGGAACCCCUGUACCAAAGACUUACCUGUGGGGAUGCUGUCCAGUGGUAUCUGUCCUCCCACCACGGAGCAUGUGUACGCACAGUGGCAGGAGCGGGAGGAGCAGUCGUCCCGGCAUCCCUUGGGUAUUCUGCAGGAGGACAACCGGCAGUUUCUGGACAUUAAGGAAGAGGACGGAGCGUCUCCGAUGUUGGGUGAUCCAGCAAGCCGGAACUAUUUCAAAAGCAGCAGGUCUCUCAAAUUCAAAGCAGGAAAAAGAGGGAGGCUUAUGAAGGCUGACUGCGACACUGGAUGGUCUAAAGAGGAUGAGAGGCAGUGCUCUUUGUGUCAGAAAUAUGGCGACCUCAAACCUGAUGAAGCGGGACGGUUGCUGUAUUUGGGCCAGAACGAGUGGGCCCACGUCAACUGCUGUCUGUGGUCCGCUGAGGUGUUCGAGGAGGACAACGGUUCUCUGCUGCACGUACACAGUGCUGUCACAAGAGGGCGCUUGAUGAGGUGUGAGCGCUGCAAUAAGACGGGCGCCACCGUCGGCUGCUGCCUCACGUCCUGCCAGAGCAACUACCACUUCAUGUGUGCCCGCUCCCGGCAGUGUGUCUUCCAGGAUGAUAAGAAGGUGUACUGCUACAAACACCGGCAUCUCAUCAGCGGCAGGAUGAUAACCGGCCAAGAGUUUGAAGUCAACCGAAGAGUGUAUGUGGACUUUGAGGGAAUCAGCCUCCGCAGAAAGUUCCUGACGGGAUUGGAACCAGAACUCAUCAAUGUGAUGAUUGGUUCCUUGCAGAUUGACAAGCUAGGCGUGCUGAGUGAACUUUCAGCGAGUAAAGGCAAAUUGUUUCCUGUUGGAUUUCAAUGCUUUCGAUGGUACUGGAGUACGGUUAACCCACAGCGGCGGUGCAGAUACAAAUGUACGAUCCGUGAGGUGCGCCCAGUUGUCCCAGAGAAGCCCGUUGAGGAAAUGCCUGACCAAGGAGACAAUCACACCAUCGCUCACAGUCCUCGUCAACUUCCUGAAUCUCAAGCCCAGGAGAAAGUUUCAGCAGAAAUCCACCUUUCAUCUGAAGAAUUGUCAGUCCAAUGUCCUUCCAUAAAAUCAGACCACAGUACGAGGCCAAAGAUUCCCAGGAGGCCAGCGGGAGGAUUGUCCCGACCUCUGCCAUCCCCAGGUUCAGCCCAGACAAAACCCCACCAUAUUCUGACCAUAAGUGAUCUAGAAGAGACUCGAAGAGCUCGUCGCCACAGUCCGCACUCGCAGUCCUCUGGUCUACGCAGUCAUGGCCCUCCACCUCCCUUGGGUCCUUUACCUGGUCCAAUUACGCUCCGGGCUGGAAAGUCUUCACUGCCCACCUCCCCUUUGAUGCCCCUCGGUUCUUCUGAAAGUUUGAUCAACUCACCCUUAUCCCGCCCAUCUGGAGGCAGAACUCACUGUACAUCGUCGUUCUUCCCUCAGUCUCCUUGGCAGGACAGCACGACCUCAGCAAGCCUGCCUUUCUCUACAACCGUGCAGCAUUUACCCCGGAACCGCUUUUCAUUUGAUCUCAGCCAGCCUGAUUCUGUUGAAGUGCCGCACAACUUUUUAGCUUCCCCAGAACCUGAAGAUGUGACACCGAAUCCUGCCAAUGGUACAUCCCCUCACAGAGAGCUGGAAAAACAAAGAGACAAGUUUUCCUAUGAUUCAUUUCACAAAGAUUCAAGCUUAAGUCUGAGCGAGGAGAUGAGGACUGAACUGGAGAUUGAAGAAACAUUCCUGAAUGAAGGCGUUGCAAUGAACUGUGGGGGGCAAAUAGUGGUGGAAGGAGACGACCAGGAGGAGUUCUGGGGAACGGCAGAGGAGGUACCGAAGACCAAAUCCGUUGCCAACAGUCUUCCACUUCUUGCAGCCUCAGCCAAGGAUGACUUGGGGAACACGUCCUCUGAAGAUGACAUGGAGCACUAUUUUGAUUUUUCACGGAGAAUAGUCAGCUGCCAAUCAUCAAAAGAUCGCUCAAAGUCUCCCUCCUCUCCUGCAUCUCGACCUCUGGCUCAGCUGGACGGUAUCGAUGACGGUACAGACAGUGACGCCAGUGUUGCUACUACCGACGAUGCUCAGAAGAUGUUCGGGCCAGGGAAAAAUCAAAUGCAGAGCAAAAACCCAAACAAAACCCUCCCGACCUUGGAAAUUACAAACAGUUCCCCUGACACAUCACUAGACAGCAGGGGAAUGGAGUCUUCCUCUGCUACAGUCUCAGUUGCCGAAAAGAUUACACAUGAUUGUUCACCCCUAUAUCCACUUAAAUCUCUUGAUUCCAGUCAGAGCUCACACUCUCUGGAGAAUCAGGAAAACUUAUUUUCUGUUCUGGAUGAUGACUCGUUUCCUAACUUGCUCAUCAAAAUUCCAGAGACGACAUAUUCAGAGAAACUUUUGGGAACUCCCCUUCUGGCAGAAUGUGAAAAUACCCCACAUCUUACUGAGCUGCUGCCCGUUCUACAAGACACACCCCUCCAGAGCCACCCUGAAACCUGUAAAGCCCUGGACCUAGAGCCUGACGGUAGCACCUUCGUUUCAUUGACAGACGGGUCUGCCGCGUUGGUAAACCACUUAGCAUCUAACAUGGUAGUGCCUUCAUUAGCAGAUUCUGCCGACAAAACCCAGGACGCCAUGCUGGGUCUGCUGGAGCCGUCCCCUCUACUGUCUGCAGGUGCACACAGCUCUUCAGAAAGCCUCGUGGACUCCCUCCAGAUGGAUCCUUCUUUACCCCCUCUCACAAGCAUUACUCUUGAGCCAGUGACGACCCAAGAGUCAAUGCUGCCGUGCACAGAACUGUCAGCUGCUAAACUAUCAACACUCACUUCUGUAAGAGAAGUCAGACAGACACAGAUUAAUAUUUCCACUCCGAAUGAUCUAGUCUUAGGAACGACUGUCCCUUGCCCCCCAGCAGGACCUUGCAAUACGGUUUCCGUACCUCUCUACUCCACACAAACGCAGCCAUUCGGUUCAGCCGCUGUCACCAUUGUUUCCUCCUCAGCGUCGGUAGCUUCACUUUCUGGACUGAUGACACGCUGUUCUGCGGCUGCAAUACCGCUGCAAACCACCUCUGCUCCAGUGGUCCUGAACGGUUACAGCUCCAUGUCUCUGCAGAAGGAAGCCACAUCUGGACACACGAUUUCCAUCAACUUCUCCACACCCAGGCCAGCUUUAGAACCUCAGCAGCCAGUGCUUCCUCAAGCGUUACCUGGACAUGCCAUCCUCACUGUGAAAGAGGUGGGAGGUCCUAAUGUGGAUCCCACACCGCAUGUUCUACUGGUUAACCGCCUUGGACAAAUCUUUGUGAAAAACCCAGAAAGCAACACCUUCCAGCUUCCCACCCCCAACUCCCCUUCCUAUAACUGUGUCAACCAGAUCGCCAGCCUUUUGCAGAGCAAUGCCCUCUCAGCCACACUGGCAGCAGCCGGUAACGUUUCUACUCCCGCAGUUGGAGCCAACAUGGUGACGGCGGUCCCAGCGUCACUCACGCCUUCAGUACAGAAUCCAGCAACGAUUACACAGCUGCUCGCCCACAACAGCAACGGAGCAGUGGCAUCAAUGGGAGUGAAAAAAUCCAAGAAAAACACAAAAUCCUCAAAGGAAGAAUCUGUGUCAGAGUUGAAAAAAACAAAAAAGAAGAAGGAUUCUCACUCGUCUAAAAAACCCAAAACAUCAAAGGUUGCUGGGCAUCCAGCCCAGUCAUCUGAAAACACGCCUGUAAACCCUGUUGAAAGUGCACAAGCGAUUAUCAACCAAGCGAUGGCGAGUAACUACACCCCCAAGUGGAGUGGGCUACAAACGAUGAGCCCCUCUUCACUGGUUCUCCCACCGGGUCUCCUACUUGAACCGGAACCUCCAGCAUCACCCCCCUCCCCAUCACCGGCACCGCCUUCUGCUUCUCGGCCUCGCACCCACGUCCGGAUGAAAAGGGUGUCUUCGCUUUCCGACCGCAUUGUCACAAAAAAGUCGAAAGUGGACUUCCUACAACCAGAAGCCAGCAGUGAAGAUGAGAAGCCUCCAAAAGUCAUCUUUCCCACCGUCUCCAGUCGGGCCUCAGGAGUUCGGAUCAAGACCCCGACAGUGAAGGGAGUCCUAAACCUGGACGACUUGACAGAGGAGCACUUUAGUGAUUCUGAUAGCUCAGGGUCAGAGCCUUGGGGUUAUUUGUCUCAGGGUGAACAAGGCAAACCGUUUGCGUGGGAAGCUGCAGGACACAGCAUUCUGACUGACUGGAAGAAAUACUCUGGUGCUGCUUGUACAUCAGAUGAGGAUCUGACUUUGUCCGAAGAGGAUGAGGAAUGCCCAGCCAACAAAGAGCAGCCACAUUUGCGAUUUGAAAUAACCAGUGAGGAUGGUUUCAGCGUAGAAGCAGACAGCAUUGAGGUGGCUUGGAAAGCGGUAAUCGAUGGUGUACAGGAGGCUCGUGCUAUAGCGAGGCUGAGGCCCCUGACCUUCCAGAGUGUCACAGGGACCCGAAUUCUGGGGCUGAUACAUGACACAGUAGUUUUCCUGCUGGAACAACUUGAAGGAGCUCACCGGUGCCAGAAGCACACUUUCCGUUUCUUCAAACAACAGAGCCCUGAUGAUGAUCUUCCUGUUAACCCCAGCGGAUGUGCUCGGUCUGAGCUGUAUCUCAGGAAGUCCACGUUUGAUAUGUUCAACUUCUUAGCUUCUCAGCACAGACAGCUUCCUGACAUAGGACCUUAUGAUGAUGAGGAGGAUGAAGUUCUUUUGAAGUCUACCAGACGGGCCACUAGUUUAGAGUUGCCCAUGGCCAUGCGCUUCAGACACCUGGAGAGAACAUCCAAAGAGGCUGUGGGAGUCUACAGGUCUGCCAUCCAUGGCCGUGGCCUCUUCUGCAAGAGGAACAUCGAAGCAGGCGAGAUGGUCAUAGAGUAUGCAGGCAUCGUGAUCCGCUCAGUGCUCACUGACAAAAGAGAGAAGUACUACGAUGGCAAGGGCAUCGGCUGCUACAUGUUCCGGAUUGACGACUUUGACGUGGUGGACGCAACUAUGCACGGCAACGCAGCGCGGUUCAUCAACCACUCCUGUGAGCCCAACUGCUACUCAAGGGUGAUCAACGUGGAAGGACGCAAGCAUAUCGUCAUCUUUGCUCUGAGAAAAAUCUACCGAGGGGAGGAGCUCACCUACGACUACAAGUUCCCCAUUGAAGACGCCAGCAACAAACUCAACUGCAACUGCGGUGCCCGGCGAUGCCGUCGAUUCCUCAACUGAAAGGUGGAGGAAAGGAGUGGAUCCCUGUUCACUAGUAAGCCUUAAGUUAAGGAGGCACUGGAUUGGGCUGAGAGAGGCAGCAGAAGGGGUCGAGGGGGUGGAAUUAGCCACUAUGAAACCAGUCCGAGGUAAUAUGGAGACGUUUUUGUGGCUCGGAGAGUAACAGAAGUCAGAAGUGAUCGCCUCAUGACAUACUUUUGCUUCAAAGGACUUGUGCUGCACAGCUGCACGAGUAAAGGAAGCAGUCUAUGUCUAUAUACCGACAA